GUUAUGCUUUUGUAAAGAAAGUUUGGUUAUGUGACCUGAUGUCACAUGUUUUUCCAAAAUUGCAAUUGGUAAAUAUUAAUUUGUGUGUUGUUUAUUCUUAAGUUUAACAAUCAUGCUACUCUUUCAAAGUAGUUAGAUACAUUAUAAAAGUGGUGUUCUAUUAGUUAUUAGCCAUGGAGGGUGGCAAAUUCCAUAAAGAUUUUCGAGGCCUAAACUCGGUGAAGCCUCAGUCGUUGACAUUUGGAUUAUUAUCAUAUGAUGAUAUAGUGAAUCUAAGUGCUACGAAAAUUAUUACUCCUAUGACGUUUGAUCCGCUUGGACACCCAAUUCCUGGAGGUUUGUAUGAUCCGAUGAUGGGACCUGUCAAAAGGGAUGAUAAAUGUCCAACUUGUGGCUACACCUAUAAUGAUUGUGUUGGACAUAUGGGAUACAUUGAUCUUCCAGUUCCAGUAAUUAAUCCUCUUUUUCAUUCCGCAGUCAAUUUUUUAAUGAUGAGUUCUUGCAACAAGUGUUAUUCUGUAGUGAUACCGUUUUCUAAGAAAAUCCUUCUAAUCAAUCAACUAAAGUUACUCAAUCAUGGGUUUGUUAAGGAAGCAAUAGAGCUUGAAUCAAUAUUCAAUGAUGAGGUUGAAGGUAAGGAGAGGAAGUCUGAUAAUCUCCUCCUGAAUGAAUUAGAAAAACAUGUCGAGCAUAUUCUAAAAUCAAGCAACAGUCUUUUGCUGCCUGAAGUAGUUGAGAUCCGUUCUAUGCAACAGUUGCAUGACCAGUUCAUAAGUAAUGGUUUUCAAAGUACUAGAAAAGCAGAUUGUCCUCAUUGCCAUCAACGUUACCAGAAGGUUAAAGUCCUGAAAAGGCAGUUAAUCGCAAAUGUUACAAUGGAAGUUGCAGAUAAAUAUGGAGAUAAAGGAAAUUCCAAAAAAGUUACUGAAGCAGGUCAGACUUACAUCACUCCAUCAGAAACUCUGAAACAAUUGAGACAAGUCUGGAACAAAGAUAAGAGUCUCCUAAGUGAGUUAUUUCCUGUUCUGAGAACCACUUCAUCCAAGACUCCAACGGAUUUGUUUUUCUUUCUUAUUGUACCUGUUACUCCUUGCUGCUACAGACCUGUAAAAUUUUUAAAUGGUAUAAUCAGUGAAAAUAUUCAGAAUAAACUUUAUAAGACGAUUUUAGAUGAUUGUCUUGUUAUAAGAAGCAUUAUUCACGUGAUGAAUAAUCCAGAGUCUGAUAGCCUUUCACUUGAGCAUAGAGAACUGAUCUCCAGGAUUCGUGGCUCCACAUACUCCGAGAAAUUGCAAUUUUCUUGGCAUGGCUUGCAAGGUCAUUGUGAUUUGUUGGUAGAAAGUAACAGAAGCUCGUAUGGCUCAUUGGCUGAUGUCAAUCUAUUAGGUUUGAAACAACUGAUUGAAAAGAAGGAAGGGCUUAUCAGAAAAAAUAUGAUGGGAAAGAGGGUCAAUUUUGCUGCGCGAUCGGUUAUAACACCCGACCCAAAUUUGAAUAUCGAUGAAAUCGGUGUACCAGACGCGUUUGCUAAAACUCUGACCUAUCCUGUUCCUGUCACAUCAUGGAAUGUCAAGUCUUUGCGGAAAAUGGUGAUGAAUGGACCAAAUGUUCAUCCAGGUGCUGUUCUUAUAGUAACAGAAGAGGGUGAACGUAUCAGAAUAAGCCCUGAUAAUCCUACCCACAGAGAAAGUUUGGCCAACAGGCUCUUGACUCCGGGAAGUAGUAAAACAAAAGGCAUGAAAAUUGUUCAUAGGCAUUUAACAGAUGGUGAUAUUCUCCUAUUAAAUAGGCAGCCAACAUUGCAUAGACCCAGUAUAAUGGCUCACAAGGCACGCAUACUAAAAAAUGAAAAAACACUGCGUCUUCAUUAUUCAAACUGCAAGUCAUACAAUGCUGAUUUUGAUGGUGAUGAAAUGAAUGCUCACUUUCCACAGAACGAAUUGGCGCGUAGUGAAGCAUAUAAUCUUGUUAAUGUGAGCAAUCAGUAUCUUGUACCAAAGGAUGGAACGCCUCUGGGAGGUCUCAUACAGGAUCACAUAAUCUCAGGAGUGCGCAUGUCAAUUAGAGGCAGAUUCUUCACACGUAGUGACUACAUGCAACUUGUCUAUCAAGCUCUGCCCUACAUUCACGGCAAUCUAGUGCUACUGCCACCAACUAUUCUCAAGCCUGUCCAGCUGUGGUCUGGAAAGCAAAUUAUAUCGACUAUCAUUCUAAAUGUUAUUCCCAAAGGAAAAGUGCCCAUAAAUUUAGUUUCUACAUCAAAAAUCAGCUUCAAAGCUUGGCAGAAAGGCAAGCCAAGACCAUGGAUUGCUGGCGGUACUCCUUUCACAAAUCCUAUCACAAUGACUGAAGCCGAAGUUAUCAUUCGUAAUGGAGAGUUGCUGUGUGGUGUUUUGGACAAAACACAUUAUGGUGCCACUCCCUACAGUUUAGUGCACUGUCUCUAUGAGCUGUAUGGUGGAACCUGCUCCACAAAUCUUCUUAGCUCUUUCGGAAAGCUUUUCACAUCGUUUCUGCAGAUACAUGGUUUCACUCUGGGUGUGAAAGACAUUCUUGUGAAUGAAAAAGCGGAUGCAGAGCGACUGAAACAUGUGAAGGAUGUGAGAGAAGCUGGUAUCAUAGCUGCAACUCAGGCGCUAGAACUGCCACCGGACACAGAUCGCCAAACUCUGAAAGCAUCACUGGAAGAAGCUUACAAGAAAGACAAGAAGUUCAGUGCCCUGAUCGACAGACAAUACAAAAGUUGUCUGGACUCCUACACGAAUCGGAUAAACUCUGCGUGCAUGCCUGAGGGACUGAUCGAAAGUUUCCCUGACAAUAAUUUGCAGUUGAUGGUGCAGUCGGGAGCGAAAGGAUCGACGGUCAACACUAUGCAGAUCUCAUGUCUUUUGGGUCAGAUCGAGUUGGAAGGCAAACGUCCCCCCCUGAUGGUAUCGGGCCGAUCGUUGCCCAGCUUCCCCCCCUACGAGGUGUCCGCCAGGGCCGGUGGUUUCAUUGAAGGCCGAUUCAUGACUGGAAUCCAACCGCAAGAAUUCUUCUUCCAUUGUAUGGCUGGAAGAGAAGGCUUGAUCGAUACAGCCGUGAAAACUAGUCGCAGUGGUUACCUGCAGCGGUGUCUGAUCAAACAUCUGGAAGGAAUCACCGUAAACUACGACCAAACAGUGCGAGACAGCGACGGAUGUGUCAUUCAGUUCCUGUACGGAGAAGAUGGCAAGGAUGUCACCAAGUCCCAGUUCUUCAAAGAUCAGCAGAUUCCCAUUUUGGUCGAAAAUCGUGAUGCUGUUUUGAACCGUGAUAACAUAGAGCAUUUGGAGCGUGUAACCAAUAUGGAUGUUAUCCAUGAGCAUCGUAGGAAGAUGAAAAGGUGGCUGAAAUUUGUAAAGAAACAUGACUUAAAAGGCAAGAUUAGGCUAAAUCCUUUCACACUAUUUAGUGCGACCGAACAACCCAGUCAUGAAUCAAACAAGAGCAUGAAGAAGUCCAGCCGCACUGUACGAAAUCACUCAUUGGUCAAGAAAUGGCGCAGUUUGGAUGAAGACAACAAAUCCAAGUACAUUGAAAAGAUAAAAGCAAAACCAGAUCCUCUGACAUCAAUCUUGCAACCUGAUCGACACUUCCAAGUGAUAUCGGAAAAGUUGGAUGAGCUGAUUGAUAAUUACUUGAAAAACAACAGUUGCGGCGGUAGAGGAGAGGCGGAGGUGCGGGAGGUGGUGAGCGUGUGGUCGAUGCAGUCGAUGUGCGCGGGCGGGGAGCCAGUUGGCAUCCUGGCGGCGCAGAGUGUCGGCGAGCCCUCCACGCAGAUGACACUCAACACAUUCCACUUCGCUGGCCGAGGCGAGAUGAACGUCACCCUCGGCAUCCCCCGGCUGCGGGAGAUCCUCAUGAUGGCCUCCAAGAACAUCAAGACACCAGCCGUCGAAGUGCCCUUCCUCAUGCAUGUUCCCAAAAUUGAGAAGAAAGCGGAACGUUUGAGGAAGAGAUUGACGAGGAUCACAGUAGCCGAGGUGCUGCACUACUGCACUGUCACUGAACGACAGAUAUUGCAGGAGCCCAAGCGAAUUCAGUUGUAUGACAUCCGUUUCAACUUCCUGCCAAAGCAUUGCUACAAGGACAAGACGCACAUUGGACCCGAGGAAAUUAUCAAGCAUAUAGAAGAUAAAUUCAUUCUAGAAAUUGUCAACCUGGAGAGGAAAAAGAGAGAUAUUCGCAGGAAAGAAGAUUUUGUUUCGUCAGAAGGCAGAUGUGAUAUUUCACUUUAUGCGUUGCAGUUCCAUGAGAGCAGGAUGCAAAACGACUUGGUGAGAGAUGUGAACAGAGAUACGGACAACUCUGAAGACGAAGAUGACCCUGGUGACGGAGACGCUACCUCUGCCAGAAUCAAAGCUCGUAGAGUAGAAGAACAAGAGUAUGAUGACCCCGAAGAAGAAGAAAAUCUAUCAGACGAUGAUGAAGACGAAGAUAAAGAUAGUGUAACGAGAGAAAAAGAUGAUGAAAGCGGAGCUAGUGAUGAAGAGAAGGAAGAAAAUACUAAAGAAGAAUCAAAAAAGAAACUAUCAACUCAAGAAGUGGAGACUAGGAUAAAGAAAGUGAAAUGGUUGUCUACAUGCAUCGAGGAUUACAAAUUUGACGUGGAAAAGUCACUGUGGUGUCAAGUGACGGUUGGCUUCCCACACAGCCACGGUCGAAUCGACUUUGCCAGUGUGCUGCGCGAGCGAGCCGCCGCAUCAGUCAUCCACGAGGUGGCCGGCAUCAACCGCGCGUUCACCUUCAAGAACAAGGACACCAUCAUGCUCAAAACCGACGGUCGCAACUUCUCGCAAAUGUUCCGCCACUCCACCCUGCUCGAACUCAGCAAGCUCUACUCCAACGACAUUCACAGCAUUGCCAAGACGUACGGCAUUGAGGCUGCCGCCAGGCUUAUAGUCAAGGAGGUUCAAGAAGUGUUCAAGGUUUACGGAAUCGUGGUAGAUCCGCGCCAUCUGCUGUUGAUCGCCGACUACAUGACGUUCGACGGCACGAUCCAGCCGCUGAACCGAGUGGGCAUGCGCGGUGGGUUGUCGCCUCUGCAGCAAAUGUCGUUCGAGGCUUCGACCAACUUCCUGAAGACGGCCAUCCUACAGGCCAAGACUGAUUCGCUGCAGUCGCCGUCAAGUCGGCUGGUUGUCGGUCAGCCGUGUCGCACGGGUACCGGAGCCGUCGACGUCCGAAUGGCUACCAGCGUUUUCCUUAGCUCAUAGUAGUGAAUCUACUUCAAUUGUAAUUGUCUUGUUUUUAAUAAAGUAAGGUUCUAUUUUAUCAAUA
Molecule: messenger RNA, 5301 nt
Organism: Nilaparvata lugens (brown planthopper)
Lineage: Eukaryota; Metazoa; Arthropoda; Insecta; Hemiptera; Delphacidae
Gene: RpI1
Product: DNA-directed RNA polymerase I subunit RPA1
Exons: 9
Coding region: 174-5237 (1687 amino acids)
Biological process (GO): DNA-templated transcription
Cellular component (GO): RNA polymerase I complex
Molecular function (GO): DNA binding; DNA-directed RNA polymerase activity
Source: RefSeq, a predicted model, not a curated record